Messenger RNA from Acanthamoeba castellanii str. Neff, 426 nucleotides. RefSeq names its product ubiquitinconjugating enzyme, putative. The transcript is spliced from 5 exons. Gene Ontology annotation, biological process: protein sumoylation. The coding region runs from base 1 to 426 and encodes 141 amino acids. Gene Ontology annotation, molecular function: SUMO conjugating enzyme activity. The record is from RefSeq and is a predicted model, not a curated record. Gene Ontology annotation, cellular component: nucleus. NCBI's taxonomy places the organism in Eukaryota, Discosea, Longamoebia, Acanthamoebidae.
AUGUCCGGCAUCGCGAGAGGUCGUUUGUCCGAGGAGAGGAAGAAUCCGGAUGGCUCGGCCAACCUCAUGAAGUGGACGUGCGGCAUUCCCGGCAGGAAGGGCACCGACUGGGAGAACGGCAUCUUCCCCCUCACCAUGGCCUUCACCGACGACUACCCCAGCAAGCCCCCAAAAUGCCAGUUCCCGAGUGGUUUCUUCCACCCCAACAUCUACCCCUCGGGCACCGUGUGCUUGAGCAUCCUCAAUGAAGACGAAGACUGGAAGCCCUCCAUCACCGUCAAGCAGAUUCUGCUGGGCGUGCAGGAGCUGCUCGACAGCCCCAACCCCAACAGCCCGGCACAGCAGGACGCCUACGCUCUCUUUGUCACCAACCGCACCGAGUACAAGCGCCGCGUGAAGCUCCAGUCGGCCAAGUACACGCAGUAG